AUGACAUCGGGCUAUCAAGUUCAAGAAUGCCUCGAUUGGGCCACUGCAAAUGGUGCAGUUAUAGAUGAUUCAUUGGAGUUCAAGAUCACAAAUUCAGGGAUAUCCGUCUUCGUCAAAUCCAGGAUCGAAGGCAGAAGCCAACCGUUAAUAUCCAUCCCCAAGAAGCUUCUGAUUACCAGAGAGAUGGCUAUCAAGUCUUUGGGAGAGCUUGGUUCCAAAAACUUGGGACCUAAUGCGCUAACCCAACUGUUUUUGGCCAAGCUGAUGUUUGCAACAGACACGGGGCCAAAGGAUGCAGAACUUCAGCAGUUUUUCAAGCCCUAUCUGUCUGUGUUACCAACGCACAAGGAAAUGCACACACCAUACUUUUGGACUAAUUCAGAGCUACUGCUUCUGCGUGGCAUGGACAUUUAUCUGAAAGCGAAAAAGAAUUUGCGGCAGCUGGUGAACGAGUGGCACGAGCUGGUGACGGCCGGCGAGUUGCGUAACGAUACUAAGUUCUAUGAUCUAUUUAACAGCUCUGAAAACUUUGACGCGGGGGAGUACAUUAGCAACCAGUUGGCUGACCCAACCACCACUGAUUGGACAGACUUUCCGGCAUACCUGUGGGCGUCCUCUAUUUUCUCAUCGAGAGCAUUCCCAACUCUUAUUCUAGGCACAACAACGGACCUCAACGAGGCAUUCUUAAACCCGAUCAUUGAUCUACUAAACCACUCAGCCGGUACAAAUGUCACAUGGUCAUACAAUGAGCAAGUCGCUGCUGUUACAUUCUCAACGGCACAGACCCUUGAAACAGGCGAUGAACUAUACAACAACUACGGCGAUAAAUCCAAUGAUGAGCUUUUGCUGAAUUAUGGGUUUGUUCUUCCCAAUAACGAGCAUGACAAAUCCACACUGUGUUUCAGGAUUCCUAGUGAAAGUAUAAGCCAGGCGGCGCGCGUCGGUGUAAAUCUACAGGCUGCCUAUAUUUUCGAUGACAUGAUUAGCUACGAGCUUCCAGUGUCUGGAGAGCUAUCACCGUCGAUAGUCAAUCUUUUCUCAUCAUUAAAUAUGUUGAAAUCUGAAGAGUUUCUAACCGUGAGAAGUACCCUGGAAGGGCUAGAUCAGUUAUCAUCCAUUUUGCAGCAAAAGAUUGAGGCUUUAAAGUCACCAACAGCAACCUUGAGUAAUGGCUCGAACCAUAACGCUGCCAAACUUUUCAAACUUUAUAAAGCAUCCCAGAAGAAAAUCUUCCAAGCAGCGUUCGACUCAAUUCCUAGACUUCAGAAGGAAAUCAUAAAGGCCCAUAAACCUCUCUCUUUCAAAAGUGUACUGAAAAAUGAUCGCCUUUUUGCAAACAGUGCUUUGCUUGCUUUAGGAGUUACUAGUUAUGACGAUAUGCUCAAGAAGGGAAUGGAAAGAAGGCUCAUUUUACUCUGGCUCGUUCGGGUGGGGAAUAAGCAAAGCUAUAAAAACACAGAGUAUCAACUACCGGAUUUCAUCCAUACAAUGUUCCAAGAAGUUAAGCGCAAUAUCGUAGUUGAUAAGGAUGACGUUAUGGAGUAUAUGAACUUCUACAAAAGUUUAUUUCCCCAACUGGGAUCGAAGAUCCCCGAGGUUUAUGGAACAGGUGACUGGUCAAUAAAGCAGUUUAUAGUUGCUGGUACAGUCAUGGACCGCCUAAUGUGGACUAGAGGAACAUCUAGAGAGCCGUUGUUUUUUGAGCGUAAGCCAUUCCAUCAAUAA
Molecule: messenger RNA, 1725 nt
Organism: Eremothecium gossypii ATCC 10895
Lineage: Eukaryota; Fungi; Ascomycota; Saccharomycetes; Saccharomycetales; Saccharomycetaceae
Gene: EFM1
Product: protein-lysine N-methyltransferase
Exons: 1
Coding region: 1-1725 (574 amino acids)
Biological process (GO): peptidyl-lysine dimethylation; peptidyl-lysine monomethylation
Cellular component (GO): nucleus
Molecular function (GO): protein binding; protein-lysine N-methyltransferase activity
Source: RefSeq, marked provisional